Molecule: messenger RNA, 3736 nt
Organism: Austrofundulus limnaeus
Lineage: Eukaryota; Metazoa; Chordata; Actinopteri; Cyprinodontiformes; Rivulidae
Product: rap1 GTPase-GDP dissociation stimulator 1
Biological process (GO): positive regulation of GTPase activity
Molecular function (GO): protein binding; guanyl-nucleotide exchange factor activity
Source: RefSeq, a predicted model, not a curated record
AAUCUCUAAGUGAGGCACUGAAAGCCAUCAGUGUGAGCACAGAGCUGAUUGAGGACGAGCUUAAGCCUCAUCUGGAUACAUUGUUGACGUCGUUGCUUGAAAAGAAGAAAAAUGCAGCCGUUGAGAUCGCCAGGAGUGGGAUUCUGCCCAUCCUGACUCAAGCUCUACAGAGCAAAAGCAGUUUGAGCUGCCAGGUGGCUUUGGUGGUGGCAGAAAUGGCACGAGAAGCCACGGUGAGAGAGCCCUGCAUCGAGGCCGGCCUGGUGAAGGUUCUGGUUCCUCAUCUCAACAGCAACGAUCAGGAAAUGCUGCUGAACACCGGCAGGGCCAUCGGACGCAUCUGCUUCGACAACACAUACCAGCAGGACCAGCUGGUCCAGAGUGGAGUCAUCCCCAGACUGGUCUCCAUAAUGAAGGAAUAUCCAAAUAACGACCCGCUGGUGAACGUCUGCCUGCUGGCCCUCUGCAACCUGGCUGACAUGGACAGCGCCAGGGAGGCUUUGGCAGAACUGGAUGUGGCCGAUACGCUGAUCACUCAGCUAAAACGUGCUCCUGAUGCUGAACGACGACACGUCAUCUUGGAAAUACUGGGUUCACUGGGAGAGAGCGAUGCUCUGAAGCUACAGUUCGCAGAGUCGGGGGUACCGGAGGCUUUGUCAGAAAUGAUCCGGGACCUGCAGGGACAUUCGGACCCCCAUGACCUCUGCAGCAUAAAGAUCGCGUCCAACCUCAUCGUGUCGCUGCUUUUAGGAGAUGAGUCUAUGCAGAAGUGUUUUGGUGAGGGAUCAGGCGUGGUCUAUCAGGAUAUUCUCUCCUGGCUGAAGAGCUCCAACACGCAGCUCCAGCUCUCUGGAGCCCUUGCCAUCGCCAACUUUGCAAGAAAUGACAGUAACUGUGUGAAGAUGCUGGACCUCGGUGUGGUUUCACACAUCCUCACCUUGCUGGAGCAACACRUAGAAGAAGGAGACGUGUCUGUUCAACACGCUGGACUGAGCGCGCUCAGGAACCUGGCCAUUCCUGCCACCAACAAAGUGCGGAUGCUGGAGGACGGGGUGACCGAGAGGAUAAAGACUCUGCUGCGCACCGACAUGCCGCCAGUUCAGUUCAAACUGCUGGGGACACUACGCAUGAUGGUGGAUGGACAAGAGGAGGCAGCCUUAAAGCUGGGGAAAGAUGCCGAGCUGCUGGCACGAGUCCUGGAGUGGUGCGAGGCCAAAGACCACGCAGGCGUCAGAGGAGAAGCCAGUCGCCUUUUAGCCGCUCUGGUCCGACACAGCCGCAGUCCGGUGAGUCUGUCCUCCCCGACCGGAGCGUUGGCUCCAGCUGGAGCUCAAAUGUCUUCCAGAUAUAGUCAGUGACAGGUCUGACGGGCUGAUUCCCUCUGUCUGACAGGAGGUCRUCCGGGCCAUAGCCAGAGCAGAUGGGGCUCGACACCUCAUCGYCAUGGCAACGAGUGAGCACGUCAUCAUGCAGAACGAGGCCCUGGUUGCCCUGGCGAUAGCAUCUGCUCUUGACAUAGAGUCCAUGAGGGAUCCACUUAAAGAGGCCGAGCUGUUACCAACCCUAAAGAAGAUCCUGGACGACCCUGUAGGGGCAGUUGAGGUCAAGUUCAGUGCUUUGGGUCUCAUCUGCACCCUGGCUAACUCCAGUGUGAUGAAGGAAGAGCUGAACUCGGUGAAUAUAAAGGAAAGCCUGAGUAAACUGACGGAUCACAGCAGCAGUAAACUGGCUUCACAGGCCAGCUCCAUACUGACCAUCCUCAGUGACUCCAGUUAAACCAGCACUCUGCAGCAACAAGACAAUCCAYCUGCUCCAUGAAUUUAUCUGGAUUGCACAAUCAAAUGAUCUCAUGGCUAAGACACUAUAUCUGAAAUGUGACCAAUAUUGUAAUAUUGAUAGCUGAUGGACUCUWUUUAAAUGCUGGAAAGAUGAGGGUCCAUGAGGGAAAUAUCAGUGGCCCAUCAAUAUAGCUAACAUUUUAGCUUCUUUGUUAUCCAUCAGGAGGAAUGUAUGGGUAGGUUUCUUCAGAAGGGUAAUGGUGGAGAAGUAGUUGGGUCAUAUUUUAUGACUUGAUGGAAUAUUUAUGAGUUAAUAUGAAAUUAAAUAGCUCAGACMAAUGUAUUUAGAGAUUUAUAAAAGUUUUUUUAUUCUGUAUAUGACUAACAGGCAAGAUUGUUUGACUGACUGAUUGCUGAAUGGACUAAUCCAAUGUUUAUCAUUAAAACUACAUACAAGAAUUUUACAUUGCUGUAACAAAACAAUCAAUUUUGUUGUCAUUAGAAAAAAAGAAGGUCCACCCCUUCUCCAGGUUUGUGGUUUUAUGUGUCAGGACAUAAAAUCCAAUCUUUACUGGGUUAUAAAAUCACUUAAAUCAAAUUUCAUACAGACAAAAACACCUUUCCUGUUUUUGUUCAGCCCAGUGCCAAGACGGAAAGAAAUCAGCAAUGGCCUCAGAGAAGCAACAGUUGCUGCCARUCAGUCUGGGAAAGCCAACGGUUAUUUUCAAACAAUUUAAAAUCUGUCAUUGUACAGAGAGAAMGAUUAUUCACAAGUAGAAAACAUGUAAGYCAGUUGCUAAUCUUCCCAGUAGGGGCUGUCACAGCAAAAGCACCUGAAGGUUAGACUGCGCAAUGCUCAGAAUAAGGAUGACAAAAGCUCCACCUCAGACUAUACRGGCCUCAGCUAGCAWGUUAAAUAUKAAAGUUCCUGACAARACAACUAGAGAAAGAUGGAAAUAAUGUGGCUUGUUUGACUGAGUUGUGAAUUCCUCAAACAACAUGGCAGUGUGAUGUAGGUUUGUAAAGUUGCAGCUCACUGAACCACAGARCUUCUGAAACAGUGUCAUUUGGGCAGAUGAGACCAAAGUCAAGAUAUUUACCCACAAUGCACAGCACCAAAUAUAACAGAUGAGUACAAGCACCUCAUACCAGUGGUCACGCACAGUAGUGGAGGGGGUGACGAUUUGAACUUGUAGACUUUCUUCUUCUUAUGACGAGAUGAAAAAAUAAUGCAAUAAAUAAGUAAUAAAAUCAAUAGCUGUCCCAGACACUCAWAUUUACAUAGUUUAUGUGCAAUUAAGAAAAAAUGCUUUAUUAAAUAAAAUCUUGUAUUUAUUUCUGUUGAUUUUAUUGUAUUGUUUCUAUUUAAUUUAUUUGUUUUAAGGGACUCUCAUUUUCCAGUUUUAUGUGUUAUUUUACAGCUGCUCUUAUUUUGACUGCUCAUUUUGAUAUAAGGCAUGGUUACCCAAUUUCAACCAUGACACUGAUACUUAACCCUGAAUUAUCAUCCACCACUGUGUGAAUGCUGGACAAGCAUAGCAGUUUAAAUUUUCAAUUUUAAUWAAAAGAAAAAACACUUAUCAGAAGACAAUCACUGGAGGUAACAAAACCAAAAAACAAACACACAGGGACUUGAUAAAAGACAAGGAAACCUAGUGAAUACUGUAAAUACUGAAAGAGAGAAUGACUGAACAUUUGCAGGUGUGAGAAGGAAGUCGUAAAUACGAAAAAAAAAUGUAUUUACACGUUGAUUUAAAUAUUUUGCUCAAAUACUUCUGUCUCAGCCCCCAUCUCAAAGCGUAGAAACCAUUAGAAAAUCAAAAUCCCUUAGAAUACUGGAAGAGUUCUGAUGGAGAUCCAGUAGUUUUCCCUUCAUUAUAGUGCUUUGGCCUGUUGUCUAAUUUUGUAGCYUUUUCUGUGUGUCAUUGUACACAUGAAAUAAAACCUGAUAUAUCUCA